AACUCUUUUGUUCUUCAUACCUUCUCUUCUUCUGCUUUGCUUUACCUCGAAUCGUCUCCUCUGCAGCACCGUUUGACGGGGCUCCAAGUCGAACCCUUCUUCUCUCUCGUCCUCCACAGUUGCAGGAGAAGUAAUGGACGUGGACUGCCUGAGCCGUGUUAAAGAAGCCGAAGUGGAUCUGAUGACGAUGACGACGGAGAUGGAGAACCCGAGUGAACUAUCCAAAUCACCACUUCAUGUCUCUCCGGCUUUCUGCACACAUGUAGCCUCCUCUUUGCUCGUCGGCGCAACAUCUUCCUUACCUUUCGGUGGUCCCCAGGAGCCGGCGGAGGCCGGGGGCGACGGGCAGCCCCCGGUGGAUGCCAUGAGAGAGAUGAUAUUUCUCGUCGCGGCGAUGCAGCCCAUUCACGUCAACAGGGAGCUGCUGAAUCCGCCAAAGCGGCGGAAUGUGAGGGUCUCGAAGGACCCCCAGAGCGUGGCGGCCAGGCACCGGAGGGAGAGGAUAAGCAGGAGGAUAAGGAUGCUGCAGCAGCUCGUCCCCGGGGGGACCAAGAUGGACACGGCGUCGAUGCUUGCCGAGGCCAUCCACUACGUGAAGUUCCUCAAGCGCCAGGUGCAGGUCCUGGAGCGGGCAGCCAGCUCCGCCGUAAACGGGCUAUCCACUACCGGUGCUACCACCACCACCGGUUUCUCUGCAGUUGGCACAGGAUUCAUGGAUGGAAGCUACUUGUGGUUCGAGAAAGGGUACGAGGGUGGGAUGGGGAGUUCAUCACGAACAACAAUGUCUCAGAUGCAUGUCGAGCGGAAAUGA
Musa acuminata AAA Group (dessert banana) is the source of this 811-nucleotide messenger RNA. RefSeq names its product transcription factor HEC2-like. Gene Ontology annotation, biological process: regulation of DNA-templated transcription. The record is from RefSeq and is a predicted model, not a curated record. Gene Ontology annotation, molecular function: DNA-binding transcription factor activity; protein dimerization activity. The coding region runs from base 134 to 811 and encodes 225 amino acids. Lineage: Eukaryota; Viridiplantae; Streptophyta; Magnoliopsida; Zingiberales; Musaceae. The transcript has a single exon.